AUGAAGGGGAAAUAUUUGGUAACGGUUAUUCUCUUGGUUGGCACAUUAAGUGAGGGGAUGUGUUCUAAUGGUUGGAUUAGGGCUCAUGCAACAUUUUAUGGUGUUAAUGAUAGCCCUGCUUCACUUGGAGGAGCUUGUGGAUAUGACAAUCCUUACCACGCCGGAUUCGGAGCCCAUACGGCGGCGCUAAGCGGUGCGCUAUUCAGAAGCGGCGAGUCAUGUGGUGGUUGCUACCAAGUGAGGUGCGACUAUUGGGCGGAUCCUAAGUGGUGUCUCCGAGGAGCCGCCGUGACGGUGACAGCUACAAACUUUUGUCCGUCGUCGAACAACAACGGAGGUUGGUGCAAUCUCCCUCGCCACCACUUUGACAUGUCAAUGCCCGCUUUCUUCCGCAUUGCCCGUCGCGGCAACGAAGGCAUCGUCCCCGUCUUCUAUCGCCGGGUGGGAUGCAAAAGGAGAGGUGGUGUGAGGUUCACGAUGAGAGGUCAAGGGAACUUCAAUAUGGUAAUACUGUCAAACGUUGGCGGGGGCGGCGCGGUGAAAGCGGUUGCGGUGAGAGGGUCAAGGGGAAAGACUUGGCUUCAGAUGACUCGUAAUUGGGGUGCCAACUGGCAGAGCUCCGGCGACCUCCGGGGACAGAGACUCUCCUUUAGAGUUACUCUUUUUGACCGCAAAACGAUGACUUUUUUAAACGUUGUCCCUUCUUCUUGGUGGUUCGGCCAAACCUUCUCUUCUCGAGGCCAAUUCCUCUGAC
Molecule: messenger RNA, 754 nt
Organism: Eutrema salsugineum
Lineage: Eukaryota; Viridiplantae; Streptophyta; Magnoliopsida; Brassicales; Brassicaceae
Product: expansin-A12
Exons: 3
Coding region: 1-753 (250 amino acids)
Biological process (GO): plant-type cell wall organization
Cellular component (GO): extracellular region
Source: RefSeq, a predicted model, not a curated record